AUGGCCGCGAAGUCGGAUGGCGAGGUGGCCGCGGCCGGCUCGGGGCCGGAGGGGGCGGCGGCGGCGGCCGGGGGCGCCCCGGAGGCGGCGGCGGGCGCGGGGGGCGCGGCGGGGGCGCCCGGGCCGCGCUACGAGCUGCGCGACUGCUGCUGGGUGCUGUGCGCGCUGCUCGUGUUCUUCUCCGACGGCGCCACCGACCUGUGGCUGGCGGCCUCCUACUACCUGCAGGGCCAGCGCACCUACUUCGGCCUCACGCUGCUCUUCGUGCUGCUGCCCUCGCUCGUCGUGCAGCUGCUCAGCUUCCGCUGGGUCGUCUACGACUACGCCCGGCCCGCCCCGGCCCCGGCAGCGGCCCCCGCCGUCAGCACCAAGGACAGCGCCCUCGGCCCGCGCGCCGCCUUCAGCACCAAGGACAGCGGCCCCGGCCCCGGCCCGCGCGCCUUCGCCCGGCCCGACCCCGACCCCGACCCCAGGCCCGCCGCGCCCGCAGCUUCCUCCUCGGCCCGCACUCUCCGCCGCCGCUGCUGCCGCCUCUGCGUCUGGCUGCUGCACACCCUCGUCCACCUCCUGCAGCUCGGCCAGGUCUGGAGGUACCUGCACGCCCUGUACCUGGGGCUGCAGAGCCGCUGGCGCGGGGAGCGGCUGCGGCGCCACUUCUACUGGCGGAUGCUGUUCGAGAGCGCCGACGUGAGCAUGCUUCGCUUGCUGGAGACCUUCCUUCGCAGCGCCCCGCAGCUCGUGUUGCAGCUCAGCUUCCUGGUGCACCGUGGUGAGCCCGACCUGCUGCCGGUCCUAUCCACCUCCGCGUCCCUGGUGUCCCUGGCCUGGACACUGGCCUCUUACCAGAAGGUGCUGCGGGACUCACGGGACGACAAGCGGCCGCUGUCCUACAAGGGCGCAGUGGCCCAGGUUUUGUGGCACCUCUUCACCAUCGCCGCCCGCAGCCUGGCCUUCGCGCUCUUCGCCAGCGUCUACAGGCUCUACUUCGGCAUCUUCAUUGUGGCGCACUGGUGCGUCAUGACCUUCUGGGUCAUCCAGGGCGAGACGGACUUCUGCAUGUCCAAGUGGGAGGAGAUCAUCUACAACAUGGUGGUGGGCAUCAUCUACAUCUUCUGCUGGUUCAACGUCAAGGAGGGCCGCAGCCGCCGCCGCAUGACGCUCUACUACUGUAUCGUGCUGCUGGAGAAUGCUGCGCUCACCGGCUUCUGGUACUUCAGCCGCAGCGUGGCCGACUUUCGCUCGCUCAUCUUGGUGUGCGUGGUGGCCUCCAGCUUUGCGCUGGGCAUCUUCUUCAUGUGCAUCUACUACUGCCUCCUGCACCCCAACGGGCCCAUGCUGGGCCCCCAGGCUCCGGGCUGCAUCUUCCCCGAGGCCCCCGGUCCUUGUGGUCCCCCAACAGAGCCCAUCACAAGUCCCCCCAGGUCCCUACCCAGGACUACAGGCGCUGAGCGGGAUGGGAUCUCCCUGGGGGGUGAACGUGCGGGGACCCCCACACCACCUGUCUUCCAGGUGCGGCCAGGCUUGCCUCCCACCCCCGUGACCCGCGCCUUGCGGACAGAGGGGCCUGUCAUACGGAUUGACCUGCCCCGCAAGAAGUACCCUGCUUGGGACGCUCACUUUAUUGACCGGAGGCUUCGGAAGACCAUUCUGGCCCUGGAAUACUCCUCUCCCGCCACGCCCCGGGUGCAGUACCGGAGCGUGGGGACCUCCCAGGAGCUGCUGGAGUAUGAGACCACGGUGUAG
Messenger RNA from Suncus etruscus (white-toothed pygmy shrew), 1743 nucleotides. It is a transcript of the gene XKR7, whose product is annotated as XK related 7. The record is from RefSeq and is a predicted model, not a curated record. Gene Ontology annotation, biological process: apoptotic process involved in development; engulfment of apoptotic cell; phosphatidylserine exposure on apoptotic cell surface. Gene Ontology annotation, cellular component: plasma membrane. NCBI's taxonomy places the organism in Eukaryota, Metazoa, Chordata, Mammalia, Eulipotyphla, Soricidae. Bases 1 to 1743 code for a protein of 580 amino acids. The transcript is spliced from 3 exons.